AUGAAGUCCGUCAGCGUUGCCGCUCUUGCCGGCGCCCUCUUCGCCAGCUCCGCCCUUGCCGAUGUGCCCCCCAUCGAGAUCAAGGGCUCCAAAUUCUUCUAUUCGAACAAUGGCACGCAGUUCUUCAUGCGCGGCAUUGCUUACCAGCCCGAAUACAACGCCGACGCGGCAUCCGCCAGUGACACACCUAAUGACAGGUACAUCGAUCCGUUGGCAGACCCGGAUACGUGCAAGCGCGAUCUCGAGUACCUUGUCGAACUGAGGACCAACACGGUCCGCAUCUAUGCCAUCAACCCUGAGCUCGACCACGAUGAGUGCAUGACCGCCUUCCAGGAUGCCGGCAUCUACGUGGUUGCCGACCUGUCUUCACCCGGCCGGUCGAUCAAGUCGGACGAUCCUACCUGGGAUGAUGACCUCUAUGACCGAUACACCUCGGUCAUUGACGCCCUCGCUCCCUACAACAACACCAUUGGCUUCUUUGCCGGAAACGAGGUUUCGCACAGGGCCAACAACACGGAUGCCUCUGCCUUUGUGAAGGCCGCCGUGCGUGACAGCAAGGCCUACAUCAAGGAGAAGGGAUACCGUGCGAUUGGCGUCGGCUACGCGACUAAUGACGACGCUGAUAUUCGCGAGCCUAUGGAGGAUUUCUUCAACUGCGGCGACAACGAGGAUUCGGUUGACUUCUGGGGCUACAACAUCUACUCCUGGUGCGGCGAUUCGUCCUUCUCCAGGUCAGGUUACGACAAGCAGACCGAGAAGUUUGCCGACUACCCUGUUCCGGUCUUCUUCGCUGAGUACGGAUGCAACGAGGUUCAGCCCCGCAAGUUCGGCGACACGCCCGUGCUGUACGGUGACGACAUGAACGACGUGUGGUCUGGUGGUAUCGUGUACAUGUUCCACCAGGAGGCCAACGACUACGGCCUUGUGUCCAUCGACGGCGACAAGGUGUCGAAGCUGCCCGACUUCAGCAACUACAAGAGCCAGAUCGCCAAGGCCACCCCUACUGGCGUUAACCGCGAUGAUUACACGCCCACCAACACCCGUGCCCGCGACUGCCCGGCUAUCAACACCGCUUGGGAGGCCACUGCCAGCCCUCUGCCUCCUACCCCCAACACUGAGCUGUGCAGGUGCAUGUACAACUCCCUCUCCUGCGUCGUCGCUGAGGACGUUGAGGUCAAGUCGUAUGGCGAGCUCUUCGGCACCGUUUGCGGCUCGUCGGAGGAGGCGUGCGCGGGCAUUGCUGCCAACGCAACCACUGGCGAGUACGGCGCGUACAGCAUGUGCAACAGCACUGAGAAGCUCGCCUUCGUGCUCGACCGCUACUACCAGCUGCAGGACCAGUCCGAGUCGGCCUGCGCCUUCUCUGGAUCGGCCACGCUCAAGAGCAGCGUCGAGCCCACCGGCCAGUGCAGCUCGCUCAUGGCUCAGGCCGGCACUGCGGGCACCGCUACCGUCACCAGCAACCCUACCGGCGGCGCUGCUGCGUCGUCCAGCCAGGGCGCUGCGCCUGGCGGUGCGCAGGCUCCGGCUAUGUUCGGCGUUGCAAUGGGCGCGGGCGUCUACUUCGCUGCUGCUUUGUUGACCGGCGCUGUCGCACCUUCGCCUGCCGAAGUUCUGCCCGACCAGUCCAGCGACAAGGACAGCUGCGCUGACGGCUGCUGCUCGGGAAAGGAUGCGGAGCGCCUCGAGACCGAAAAGAAAUACGGCUGCGCGGAUGGAUGCUGCUCGUCCGCUACCCCCAUCGAAGCUCCUGCGCGCCAGGAGCCCAAGGUUCUCGGCGGCGGCUGUGCUGAUGCAUGCUGCUCUGGCGAGGAGGCCACUACUCAGCUCGAAGAUGACUGCGCGGACGCGUGUUGUGCACCCUCCCCGCCUCCCGGUCCACCUACCACUGAAGAUGGUUGUCAGCGUGGUUGCUGCUCCAACGCUGCUGACGCUGUGCCACCUCCCGUUGCCAAUGAACCCGCCAAGGUUGAGACGACCUGUUCGCGCAGUGCUUGCUGCGAAGGCACGGCGCCCGGCAGUAAAGGCAAGAAGGUGCAAUGCUGCGAUGAUGGCUGCUUGGACGAGCUUGCACUCCGUGAAUGCGACGACGAGAAAUGUUCGCAGGCUGGAAGCUCCGCUUGUGACUACCACAAGAAGAAGACGCGCCGUCAGUACCUCGCUUCUUUGGAGGCUCUCGGCUGCAUCUGCCGCGCUCUGCUUGCCCGUAACCUCGAGUCUUGCUGCAACCAGACAGCCACUCUGAGGCGGAGGCGCGCUGGACGUCCAUCGACUUCUUCUUCCAGCCAGAAAAGAGAAUCAUCCGGGUGCCGUUCUGGGACCUCAAAGCCGCGCAAGGCGAGCCGCAGCCCCCGCAGGAAGGACAAUGCCUGUGAGGAUUCUUGCUGUGCUGCAAAGCCUCUCAGCAUUAAGGGCGUUUCCUCAGGGUGCCAGGAUGACUGUUGUGCCAUCAAGCCUCCCAGCGUCAAGAGAGUUGCCUCGUGCCAGGACGACUGUUGCACCAAGAAGCCUCCUAGCAUCAAAAGCGUCGCCUCGUGCCAGGAUCCUUGCUGUGGCAAGAAGCCCGGCUCUGUCGUCAAUGUCAACAUUGACCAUAUCGAUGUCGAGCGAGGAGACGCAGAGAACGAGCAUGUCAUUCUUACCGUACACGGAAUGACCUGCACUGGAUGCGAAACAAAGUUGAUGCGCUCUUUGGCCGUUAUUCCAGGCGUUUCACGGCCGCAAACUAGUCUUCUUCUCUCGCGGGCUGAGUUUAACCUUGACAGUAGGGUACUCUCGGCGGACCAGGUCCAGGCUCGUCUCGAGAAAGAGACAGGCUUCAAUUUUGACAAAGUUGCCAAGGACGAUGAGGAACUUGAAGUUAUCGAAGUACUUACAGGCGGCGACGCCAAGGCCUUUAUUGCUCGGGAAAUGCCAGUCGGAGUUGUCAGCACAUCAGUUGUGGACAAGGAGAUUGUCUCGCUGCAGUACGAUCCCAAGGUAAUCGGGGCUCGUGAUCUGAUCAACCAUUCUUUCAGCGCUCCUCUCCAGCUGGCCCCAUUGCGGCCUCCUCCGGCUAUCUCUUCAGGCCGCAAACACGUCUGGAAUGUCGGUCUCAUGACUUUGAUUUCAGCUUUGCUUACAAUCCCAGUUUUGAUCAUGUCAUGGGCUCCGCUUCCAGAACAUGAGAUUGCCUACGGUAGCGCCUCUUUGGCCCUUGCCACGAUCAUCCAGGUCUUCAUUGCCGGUCCAUUCUAUUCCAGUGCUCUUCGCAGCCUCAUCUUCUCUCGCGUUAUCGAAAUGGACUUACUCAUCGUACUCAGCACGACCGCCGCCUACGUCUUCUCCAUCAUAGCUUUUGCAUACCUCGUGGUUGGGUCGCCCCUCUCGACCGGGGAGUUUUUCGAGACUAGUACUCUGCUCGUCACUCUCAUCAUGGUUGGCCGCUUCCUCGGCGCCCUUGCUCGUCAGAAGGCUGUCGAGAGUGUUUCCGUCUUAUCCCUUCAGCCUGCCACGGCCCUUUUGUCAUCGAAAGACAGUAAGACCCAGGAUGAGAUCGACGCCCGUUUGCUCCAGUUCGGCGACAUCUUCAAGGUUGUUCCGGACACCCGAAUCCCUACUGAUGGCACAGUCAUCUCUGGCAGUUCGGAAGUUGACGAGUCAAUGAUCACCGGCGAAUCUCGGCCUGUCACCAAGGAGGUCGGCACACCUGUUAUUGGAGGCUCGAUCAACGGAUCUGGCACUCUGUUGGUCAGGGUCAGCCGGCUGCCAGGCUCAAACACAGUCGCGAAGAUCGCCGCCAUGGUGGAUGAGGCAAAAAUGUCCAAGCCAAAGAUUCAAGACCUUGCUGAUAAGGUGGCUGGGUGGUUUGUCCCUGUCGUCGUGGCCAUCACUAUCAUCACUUUCGUGGUGUGGGUUGGAGUAGGCGUGGGGAAGCAGGGCAUGGGAGGCUCCGAGGCUGCCGUGCAGGCCAUCACAUACGCCAUCGCAACCCUGAUCGUCUCGUGCCCUUGUGCUAUUGGCUUGGCUGUGCCUAUGGUCGUCGUCAUGGCCAGCGGUAUUGCAGCUGAGAACGGCGUCGUGGUCAAGAGCGCAGAGACGCUGGAGAUUGCGAAGAAGACUUCUCACGUAGUCCUGGAUAAGACAGGCACAUUGACACAGGGCAAGCUCAGUGUGACGAAGGAGGUUUACCCGGAGCAGUCUUCAGACCCGACACUCAGUCUCCUCCUUGGGCUUGUCAGAGGGAGCAAGCACCCCGUCUCUAUUGCUGUCGCCUCACACCUGGAGUCAAAGGGUAUUGACGGGGCGUCUGUCAAUGAUAUCCAAUCUCACCCCGGCAAAGGCAUCGAAGCAACAACCACCGCCAGCGACGGCCACACUCCCCUCAACAUCCGCGCCGGGAACUCGCGCUGGCUGGGCGUAGAGUCGCACCCGGCCGUAUCACCACUCCUCUCUUCCGGCUUCACCGUCUUCUGCUUCGCCAUCAACGACACGCUCCACGCCGCCUUCGGCCUCCACGACACCCUCCGCCCGGACGCCAAGCCAGUCAUCGACCGCCUGCUCGCCUCCAACAUCGCCGUCUCCAUCGUCAGCGGCGACGACGACGCCGCCGUCCAGGCCGUCGCGGCCGACCUCGGCAUCCCGCCCGCGAACGUCCGCUCCCGCGCCAGCCCCGCGGACAAGCAGAAAUACGUCAAGGACCUCCUCCUGAUCGGCCCGGACAACACACCCCUCCCCACCGUCAUCUUUGUCGGCGACGGCACCAACGACAGCGUUGCCCUCGCCCAGGCCUCGAUCGGCGUCCACGUCGGCGGCGGAGGUCGUGAGGGCGGAACGGACGUCGCUGCCGCGGCUGCUGACGUCGUGCUCACGGCUGGCUCGCUGCGUGGCUUGCUGACGCUGCUGGCUAUCUCGCGUGCGACGUUCAGGCGCAUCGUCAUGAAUUUCGGCUGGAGCUUCGUCUAUAACGUCUUUGCGAUCCUGCUGGCUGCUGGCGCUUUCCCUGACGGAGCGAGGAUUCCGCCUGAGUUUGCAGGGCUGGGUGAGGUCGUGAGUGUGGUGCCUGUCGUGCUGGUUGCGGUGCAGUUGAGGUUUGUGAAGAAGUGGGCCUAA
Molecule: messenger RNA, 5091 nt
Organism: Lasiodiplodia theobromae
Lineage: Eukaryota; Fungi; Ascomycota; Dothideomycetes; Botryosphaeriales; Botryosphaeriaceae
Product: Cu2+-exporting ATPase
Exons: 5
Coding region: 1-5091 (1696 amino acids)
Biological process (GO): monoatomic cation transport
Cellular component (GO): membrane
Molecular function (GO): ATP binding; ATPase-coupled monoatomic cation transmembrane transporter activity; ATP hydrolysis activity
Source: RefSeq, a predicted model, not a curated record